Molecule: messenger RNA, 2964 nt
Organism: Cuscuta epithymum
Lineage: Eukaryota; Viridiplantae; Streptophyta; Magnoliopsida; Solanales; Convolvulaceae
Source: the annotation of a GenBank genome assembly
AAAGGACAUCUCACUCACCCACCCUCCUAUUAUUUCGGCCCUAGCAUCAAUUAGGGAGGAAAAGAGUCUCACAAACAUCAUCUCCACCAGCUCUACUCGAACUAAGAACAAGGGGAAAGAAGGAAGCAAGAAAAGAGAAGAAGGCUGCCAACUAGCUCGUACAAUUUCAACCCUCGAGAUUGUUCACCUCAUAUCUCAUGCAUCUCUAAUCCAAUGAGCUUGAGUGAGGUGUCAUUAGAUAGGUCUUGAAGAGAUCUUUCAUACGAGGUGCUGCACUUAAGGAUACGAGGUGUUUACAGCUCAAAAAGGGCACAUAAACACAUGAGUUUGCAUAACUGAAAUGGAAGAAAACACUCCUGUGGAUGAAAAUCAGUUAAUAUGUGAUUCAGGGGAUGUUGGGUGGAAGACCGGAGUUCUUGUUGAUCCGAAUAAUCCUAAUGUAGUAAGGUGUAUACUAUGUGAGAAAAUUACAAAGGCCGGUAUAAAUAGGCACAAAUUUCACAUAGCAGGGAUCAAGGGGAGAGGGGUAAAACCAUGUCCUAACGCAAGUGAUGAGCAGAAAAAAUUGUGCUAUAAAGCACUUGAAGAAAACAAGUCCCAAAAGUUGGAAAAGAUUUUGAGACAUGCCAGAUUAAGAGAUGAUGUUAUUAUGACUGCACAUAUUAGUGAGGAAGAGGAAACACACGCUUCUGAAGAAGGUAGUAGGAAAAGGCCCUUUUCAGCUUUAGGUCCUUUGGAUAAAUUUACAAGGCAAAUCAACAUCACUGAUGAAUCUACGAGCGCAAGUAAGAAAAUGAAACAACAAAAUAUCAAUGAUCUAAUUGAUAAGAAAAGGGUGCUAGAAGUUCAUCAAUAUUUGUGUAGAUGGGUGUACGAAGCUGGAAUUCCUUUUAAUUCCAUUAACUGUGACAGUUUCAAAAUGUUUGUGGAAGCUCUUGGUCGAUAUGGCCCGGGAUAUACACCUCCUUCUCAAUACCAAUUGAGAGAAACACUUUUGAAAGCUGAGGUAGAAAGGACAAAGGAAAUGCUCAAGAAACAAGAAGAAGAGUGGAAAGCUAACGGAUGUUCUGUUAUGACAGAUGCAUGGACUGAUGGAAGAAAAAGAAGCAUAAUGAAUUUAUGUGUGAACUGUAAACUAGGAACCACAUUUCUUUCUUCAAAAGAUACCAAAGACGAUUCUCACACCGGUGAAUAUAUUUUUGAAUAUGUUGACAGAUGUAUUCAAGAGAUUGGAGAAGAAAAUGUGGUUCAGGUUGUAACAGAUAAUGCUUCGAACAAUAUGGCCGCCGCAAGUUUUCUGUCACUUAAAAGGCCCAAGAUCUUCUGGACUUCAUGCGGUACUCACACCAUUAACCUCAUGCUUGAAGCAAUUUCUAAACUUCCUAAUUUCAAGGGUGUGAUUCAAAGAGCGAAGUCAUUCACAGUGUUCAUUUAUGCUCAUCAUAAAACACUAGCAUUAAUGAGGAAGUUCACUCAAAGAGAAAUAGUUCGUCCAGGGGUCACCAGAUUUGCAUCCUCUUUCUUAACUUUACAAAGCUUGCUUGAGAAAAAACAGGAGCUGAAAAGUUUGGUGACUAGUCUUGAAUGGGAUAAUACAAAAUUAUCCAAGACUGUCAAAGGAAAAGAAGCAUACGAAACCAUUAUUCGUAAUCAGUUUUGGGAUUCUGUGGAAUUGUGUUUAAGAGUUUUUACUCCAUUAGUUAAAGUUCUCAGACUUGUGGAUGGAGAUGAUAAGCCAUCAAUGGGAUUCGCAUAUGGAGAGUUGCUUAGGGCUAAGGAGGACAUUAAAGAUCUUUUGAAGAAGGAAUGCGACUAUCUUCCCAUUUUAUAUAUCAUAGAUUCAAGAAGUGAAGAUAGACUAGACAGUCCGCUUCAUACAUCGGGUUAUCUUUUAAACCCCUAUUAUUUCUUCAAGAGUCCGAGUAUCAAAGAUGAUCAUUUGAUUACAAGUAACUUGAUCACGUGUGUUGAGAAGUUUUUCCCAAAUGAAGAAAUGCAACAUCAUGAGGUAAAUGUUGAGUUGCAAAAGUACACUAAAAAAGAAGGUGCAUUUGGAAGGAAACUAGCAGUUAAUGGAUGCAAGAAUAACGAUUCAAGUUACAAUCCUGUAAGCUGGUGGGAUUUCUAUGGAAAUGAAACACCACAUUUGAAAUUCAUGGCGAAGAGAAUCCUUGGUUUGACAACUAGUUCAUCAGGUUGUGAGAGAAAUUGGAGUACCUUUGAAGGAAUACACACCAAGAAAAGGAACCGUCUUGAUGCGACAAGGAUGCAAAACCUUGUCUAUGUCCAGUUUAAUGCAAGGUUGGCAAAUAGAAAAAGAAAGAAAGAUAAGUUGGAGGCUUUUGAUGCUACAAAUGCACAAGGUUGGAUUGUUGAUGGUUGUGAUGAUGAUGAUGAUGUUACCAACGCUGAAAUUUCAGGAGCUUCUACAAAUGGUGAGAAUGAAAUAAGGGAGCCGGAUGAAGAAGAUUUUGAAUCUGAUGGAGAGGAGGCUAUAAUGGAUGAAGAAGAUUAUGAAUAGUUGAUCCCUACCUUUCUUGUUCUAACAUGAUAGAUCUAUUUUUGUUGAAACUGAGAUCCAGAUCAUGUAUAUAUUUAUAUUUAAUGCUAGGAAGGUAGAUAGUAUUGCAUUUUGAGCUUGAUGCAGGGGUAUGCAGUAUGCUCUCAAUGGUUUUUGGAGGUGAUCAGAUUCUAUCUUCGGACAUCGUAGCUGACUAAUUUGGCUGCAUUUUGGUCCCAGAGACUGUCCUAUACAUUGGUGGAACAUGUUUCAACUCUCUAGCUACAAACUGGCCUUUGAAUUCACUUUUUGCUUCAGGGAUUUUGAUCUUUUUGUAGUUUUACCCUUUAGCUAGCUGCAUAGAGGCAAUCACUUUGCCCUUCUGAUGUUUGUACAGCAAGUGUAUUAGUGUAUAUAUCACUUCUGGUUUCAAGAACUUUAUGGUUGGUAAAUGAAAAUAUUAU